Candidula unifasciata is the source of this 186-nucleotide messenger RNA. The record is from the annotation of a GenBank genome assembly. NCBI's taxonomy places the organism in Eukaryota, Metazoa, Mollusca, Gastropoda, Stylommatophora, Geomitridae.
AUGUACCAGCACAGCCACGACGCCUCUGUAAGUCCCGAGAAGAGGAAGCAGAGGCGGAUACGCACUACGUUCACCAGCGCCCAGCUCAAGGAGUUGGAGAAGGCGUUUGCCGAGACCCACUACCCGGACAUCUACACCCGCGAGGAGAUCGCCAUGAAGACUGAUCUCACCGAGGCUAGAGUUCAG